GAAUCAAACCUGUGACCCUUUGGUGUGUGGGACAACGCUCUAACCACUGAGCAAUACCGGCCAGGGCUCUAAGUAUUCUUUAUUAAGUUGAGGAAAUUCCUCUCUAUUCCUAGUUUAUUUAUGUAGUUUUAAUCAUGAAUAGGUGUUGGAAUUUUCAAAACCUUUCACUGCAUCUGCUGAUACAAUUAUGUGAUUUUUAUUUUUUAGCUUGUUGAUGUGAUGGAUUACAUUAACUGAUUUUUGAAUGUUGAACCAAUCUUGCAUACUUGGGAUAAAUCCCACCUGAUUAUGGUAUAUAAUUCUUUUUAUACACUGUUGGAUUAGGUUUGCUAAUAUUUUGUUAGGAUUUUUGUAUCUCUGUUAAUGAGAGAUAUAGAUCAGUAGUUUUCUUUUUUGUAAUGUUUUUGGUAUCGCGGUAAUGCUAGUCUCUUUGAAUGAGUUAGGAAGCAUUCCCUCUGCUUCUAUCCUCUGAAAGAGAUUGUAUAGAAUUAGUAUAAUUUCUUCUCUAAAUAUUUGUUAGAAUUGAUCAGUGAACUCAUCGCACCCUGUUCUUUCUGUUGUUUUUCAGCACACUCUCUGCCCAUUCUCUUGUAGCAUAUUUGAGGAGUCACCGGAAGGUCAGAGUGGUGGAAGCACAGAGAGCAGAGAGGAGAGUGGCCCCAAUAUGAGGUCUACUCAGGAAGGCAGACUUUCCCUUGAAAAAGUGGAAUCUGCUCUAGAGAGCCUGUCUGGAGAGGCCCAGUCUUCACAGUCUUUACAGUCUUCACUGGCAAGAAUAUCAUCUACUGAGUCAACCGUUUUAGAGCCUUUCCCAGGAAGCAAGAUUUGGGAAAACAAGGACAUAGGGAACCGGUCUCUGAUGCCCUGUGUUUCAGAGUCCCAGGCUUUGGAGGACCGAGCUGCGAAGGCUCAGGCCUGGGAGACUCAGGCUGCUCGGAGAAGGAGCAGCCAACCCAAGCAAAUCCCUCAUUUGGGGGUGGAAGCUGCCCCAUUCCCGAAACGGAAACCCUCACUUAAGGUGGCGAUAUCAGAGAAGGAAAAUAGUGAGGUCCUCCUCAUUCGUCCACUUUGGUUCAGCAAGAUUGAGUACAUGAUGGCCCAGAUAGGCUACUCCCUGAGGGCAAUCCAUCUUUGGCGUUUUCCCUACCUGUGGCUUCAAAAUGGAGGUUGGAGUUUUUUCAUCAUCUACAUCUUCUUGCUGUUCUUGAUCGGGAUUCCUCUCCUCUUCCUGGAGAUGGCAGUUGGUCAGAGGAUGCGUCAGGGCAGCAUUGGUGCAUGGAAGAGCCUCAGCCCCUGGGUUGGUGGUGUGGGGUAUACCAGCUUCGUGGUGUGCUUCAUUGUCGGCGCGUACUUGAAUGUGGUCAAUGCCUGGACCCUCUACUACUUGAGCCAGGCCUUCCAGUUUUCCGUUCCAUGGGAGCACUGUCCUCUACUGAAGAACUCCACUGACUUUGAUCCGGCAUGUGCACAGACAACACCCUCCAUGUACUUCUGGUACCGGCUGACCUUGAAGGUCUCAGACAGAAUUGAGGAUAAUGGGCCACCAGCCUUCAGUCUGAUCUUGCCACUUUUGGUGGCUUGGUGUCUUCUUGGUGCUUUCAUGAUUAAUGGGAUCAAGUACAUCGGGAAGGUAAUAUCUGUCUUGUUACCAAUGCCCCAUGUUCUCUUGGUCUGUUUGCUCAUCCGGAGUCUACAGCUGAGUGGGGCAGGAUUCGGCCUUCAAUAUUUGACGCUUGUGAAGGGAUCAGCUAUGUACACCGUGAAUACCUGGUCCCAAGCAGGGGCCCAAGUCUUACUUGCCUUGGGUCUCGGCUUUGGCCCCAUUGUCUCUUUAUCCUCGUACGUGGAUCCGUCCAACAACUGUCUCAUUGAUGCCUUUGUUGUGGCUCUGGCCAACCUGAGCUUCAUGGUUAUUGCCAUACCUUUUGUCUUCUGUAUCCUGGGCUCCUGGGCCAGCGUCAUCACGAACAACUGCACUGAGAAGAAUGCUGAAUUGCUUUUGAAGCUGGUAACCCUGGGGGAACUGCCUCCUGAGGCCCAGUCCCCUCUACCCACGAAAGGUGACUCAACCACUGUCUUCAACUCCUGGCUCAACAGCCUUCCCCAGCCCAUCAAGAACAUGGUCCUCAGCCACAUUACUGAGUGCAACAUAGAGAAGCAGUUUUCGAAGGUUGCGGAGGGCCCAAAGUUUGCAUUCCUGACCUUUGUUGAAGCCAUGUCAUUCACUUCGGGGUCUGUCUUCUGGUCCAUCAUCUUCUUCCUGAUGUUGCUGACCUUGGGGCUGAAUGUCAUGAUGGGGAUCAUGCAGAGCAUCCUCACUUCACUCCAGGACACCUUUUCUUUUUUCAGGAAGCAUGCAAAGCUGUUUACAGGGUUUGUCUUUGGGUUCAUGUUCCUGUGCAGCUUCUUCUUCAUUCAACCUUCAGGCGUCUACUACAUCAGACUGCUGAGUGACUACUGGAUGAUCCUCCCCAUAAUGAUCAUUGUCAUAUUUGAAAACAUAGCCGUGGCCUGGGCCUAUGGGGCCAGGAGGUUUCUUGAAGACUUGGAGACUCUGUGGGGCUACCCCAUCUAUCCCAUCUUUUUCUGGCUAUGGUGCUGUCUGUCUCCAAUUGCGCUGAUAGUCCUGUUUUCUGCCACCAUGAUUAUUCUGCCUCUGAAGAACAUCACCUAUGUGGCCUGGGACUCAAGCAGUUCAAAAGAGACGCUUCGACAAUACCCGUCAUGGGGGGUGCUCUCGAUGAUUGCCCUUUCCCUCACUGUCAUCCUCCCCAUCCCCAUGUACAUUUUAUACUACCUCACCCAACGCAUUCCCCUCAAAUCGAUGAGCUUGGAUGAGUCUCACAUACCCUCCAAAUCCCAACCCCUAAGAUCCCAUCUAAGACCCGUUAAAGAGGUCCAAAAGAAGGAAGUCAUAUAAGGUGACAAUGAAACUGCUGAUCCACCAGUUGUGUGAUAUCCCAACUUCCUUGAUGUGGCCUGAUAUCACAUAUCCUCAAAACAGAUCUAACAGGCAACUCAAUAUCAACUACCAACUGUUGAUGUCCUUGGACCCAGAACUCCUUUUAUUCCCAAGAGUAGGGGCUUUAUUUAAGGGCCUCUUAGUCCUGGCUUUGCAGCCCCCCUUCUAGACCCCCUCUGGUUGCCACUGUCACUUUUCCCAUCCCCCUCCUCAGUGUGUACACAAGCCACUCACAUACACUGUCAGUAAUGCCAACUGAACCUGACUGGUAUGGAGCUGGAGGAGUAAUGCUAUUGGUCAAUAAAUCAGUCCACUGGGACUCCAGGAACUGGGUGUGAGCAGAUCUGUUUUAUUUUCUAUAAAUGUCUCAUAUUGUCUUUUCUUCUUCUUU
Molecule: messenger RNA, 3353 nt
Organism: Miniopterus natalensis
Lineage: Eukaryota; Metazoa; Chordata; Mammalia; Chiroptera; Miniopteridae
Source: RefSeq, a predicted model, not a curated record